AUGGUGGUUGGCAAGAACAAGUGCCUUACAAAAGGCAGCAAAAAGGGAGCCAAGAAGAAAGUUAUUGAUCCAUUUUCUAAGGAAGGUUGGUAUAAUGUGAAAGCAGCUGCUAUGUUCAAUAUAAGAAAUAUUGGAAAGAUGCUAGUCACCAGGACCCAAGGAACCAAAAUUGCAUCCGAUGGCCUCAAGGGUCGUGUGUUUGAAGUGAGUCUUGCUGAUUUGCAGAAUGAUGAAGUUGCAUUUAGAAAAUUCAAGCUGAUUACUGAAGAUAAGAUGAUGGAAAUCAUGACCCAAGAGGUGCAGACAAAUGACUUGAAAGAAGUGGACAAUAAAUUGAUUCUAGACAGCAUUGGAAAAGACAUAGAAAAGGCUUGCCAAUCUAUUUACCCUCUCCAUGAUGUCCUUGUUAGAAAAGUAAUAAUGCUGAAGAAGUUCAAGUUUGAAUUGGGAAAACUCAUGGAGCUUCAUGGUGAAGGCAGUAGUUCUGGAAAAGCCACUGGGGACAAGACAGGUGCUAAAGUUGAAUGA
Symphalangus syndactylus (siamang) is the source of this 528-nucleotide messenger RNA. RefSeq names its product small ribosomal subunit protein eS1-like. Gene Ontology annotation, biological process: translation. Gene Ontology annotation, molecular function: structural constituent of ribosome. The record is from RefSeq and is a predicted model, not a curated record. Gene Ontology annotation, cellular component: ribosome. Lineage: Eukaryota; Metazoa; Chordata; Mammalia; Primates; Hylobatidae.